UAUUAGGUGUGUUUAAUGUGUGCAGCAAAAUCCUUCCUUUCAAGCCGCUAAACAUGGAUAUCAAAACCUUACUUGACAAUCUUCAUGAAGAAGUUUCCUGUCCAGUGUGCAUGACCACAUUUACUGAACCAAAGCAGCUGCCAUGUUUACACAGCUUCUGCCUUCACUGUUUAGCAGGAAUUCAAAGAAACAGUGGCCGCCAUGAUGUCAUAACGUGUCCUGAGUGUCGCAAGGAGAGUCAAGUCCCUGGUGGAAACCUUAAAGAUCUGCCCACUAACUUUCGCAUCAACAGUUUACUAGAUGUGCUCGCCAUAAGGGAGUGCAUUAGCUCUGAGUCCAAAGCGGAUCAGUCGACUGCUAAAGGAAAAGGACUCACUGAAGCGAUUAUUGGAAUUCAAGCGAACUUUGUUUUAACAACAAAAAAUGCCAAAGGACAACAAUGUUACGAAAAGCGUGACCGAGUAACUGCGGAAAUAAAAAAUCAGGAAGGCCAUGACUGUGCAACAGAAGUGCGAGUGAAAGAUAACCACGAUGGUAGCUACAAAGUCAGCUAUUUUGCCAAAGAAACCGGAAGAUGCCAGGCAGUAGUCAAAGUGAAUGAGGAAGAAGCUGGAGGCAGUCCUUUCUCGGUUGAAGUUUCACCAAGACAAUUCAGACCCGUGUUAUCUUUUGGACAACAUGGCUCGUCUCCUGGAAUGUUAAACAGACCCUGGGGAGUGGCAGUGAAUGAACGUGAUGAAAUUGCAGUGACUGAGAUGAGGAACCGCAGGGUUCAGGUAUUUAGUAGUGAUGGAACUUACUUAAGAUCUUUUGGUAGUAAAGGUGAUAAACAGGGUGAGUUCGACUGCCCUGCUGGGAUAGCUUUUGAUAAAAACAAUAAUAUUAUAGUGGUGGACGGCGCUAACCACCGUGUUCAAUUGUUCAGUGAGCAGGGUGAGUACCUGAGCCAGUUUGGUGGUAAAGGAAAUCUUGAUCACCAACUGUUUUAUCCUCAUGGCGUAUCUGUAGAGAACGAUGGAAAUAUAAUUAUUGUUGAUUCAGAGAACAAAUUAAUUAAGAUGUUUUCUCCUAAAGGCCAUUAUUUAAAUAAAUUCGGGGGUGAGGGUUCUUUAACCUUUCCCCUUCACUGCAUACAGUAUGAAAAAUAUCUCAUAGUGUCAGACAGAGGUGAACAUUGUAUCAAAGUGUUUGAUGGGAAUGGGAAUUUUUUGUACAGAUUUGGAAAGGAGGGGGAGGGGGAUGGGGAGUUCAAUAAACCUCAAUUGUUAUCAGUUAACAAGGCAGGACACCUGAUGGUCUGUGACGUAGGUAAUGACAGAGUUCAGGUAUUUGAUCUUAGUGGAAAGUUUAUGACAAAAUUUGGAUCAAAAGGAGACAAAAAAGGAGAAUUUAACGCUCCUGUCUCUGUUGCAGUGCUCAGCGAUGGUCGAAUACUUGUGUCUGACCUUGGUAACCAUCGCAUUCAGAUAUUCGAAUAGACUAACAUCUCAUUACCUGUUUGCUGGAUAAUGUAUGUAUAUCAUAGGAAGAAGUUACAGGUUAAUCACUUGUGGGAGUUAAAGAGUUACACUAAGUGUGAUCUGUCACUCAGCCAAGUCAAUAAGCUCUUUUAGGUCAAUAAUUACACAAGUUUUAAAACUUUUGUUUCAUAGCAAGUCUAACACGAAAACAAAAAUGCAAAAUUCAGUUGUACCAGAUCAUUAAUUAUGUCUAGAGGUACAGCUUCAGGUAAUGUUACAUCUACGAUAAAGCAAUCGUACAGCCAUAGGUAUUUGCUCGAUUGUUUUCACCAUACUGAGCUGGGAACCUAUUCCUGAGUUAAACCAGCAGAGUGAAUAGACUAUUCUUUGACAUUUAAUUUGGCAAAAUUUUGUUAUUGCAUAUAUAAAUAUGCAAUAUAAAAUUGUAAAUAAUCGAAAUAUAAAAAUAUGUCAAUA
Stylophora pistillata is the source of this 1937-nucleotide messenger RNA. Its product is annotated as E3 ubiquitin-protein ligase TRIM45. The record is from RefSeq and is a predicted model, not a curated record. Lineage: Eukaryota; Metazoa; Cnidaria; Anthozoa; Scleractinia; Pocilloporidae. Gene Ontology annotation, molecular function: zinc ion binding; ubiquitin protein ligase activity; protein binding. Gene Ontology annotation, biological process: proteasome-mediated ubiquitin-dependent protein catabolic process; protein polyubiquitination.